Linum tenue is the source of this 4033-nucleotide messenger RNA. NCBI's taxonomy places the organism in Eukaryota, Viridiplantae, Streptophyta, Magnoliopsida, Malpighiales, Linaceae. The record is from the annotation of a GenBank genome assembly.
CUUCUUCCCAUUUCGUUCCUUCUGGUUUCUCUGAGAAGCCUUUUCACGGUAGGCAAGGACCAUUUUUUUUUGGCUUCUUGCUCUUGCUCCGCCGCCGUCGUAGUCUCGUCAGCAGCAAAUAAGGAGUGUGGCUACUGAAUUCCUUCACCUAAUUCACUCCGGUUUGUGACAAAUUCAUGGGGGGACUGGUGGUUUUGGUGUGCACUGGCCGUGUAAUUUCAAAGUGAUAAGCUAGAAAUUUCGGUACUUUGCUGGCGGGAAGGUCGCGGAUUGUUAGUCUGAAUACUAGUCCCUGGAGGUGUUCGUUUAGGUCAGUUCGAAUGGAGGGUGACAGUAGUAAAGGCAACAAAGGGAGUUUAAAGACUGGUGGUGGAAGCAAUGAUCCAAGAGGUGCAUUGAUAGUUCUGGAAGGGUUGGAUCGAAGCGGGAAGAGUUCGCAGUCUGCUAGAUUGGUUUCUUACUUGGAGGGAAUUGGGCACUCUGCAGAGUUAUGGCGAUUUCCUGAUAGGACAACUAGUGUUGGGCAGAUGAUUUCUGCUUAUCUUUCGAAUGAAUCUCAGCUGGAUGAUCACACCAUCCACCUCCUUUUCAGCGCCAAUCGAUGGGAGAAAAGGUCACUAAUGGAAACUAAAUUGAAGAGUGGAACCACUCUGAUUGUAGACCGUUACUCAUAUUCUGGCGUGGCAUUUUCAGCAGCCAAAGGACUUGAUCUCCACUGGUGUAAGGCUCCUGAAUUUGGGUUGCCCGCUCCAGAUCUGGUUCUGUACCUUGACAUACCACCAGAGAAAGCUGCAGAAAGAGGAGGUUAUGGAGAUGAACGAUAUGAGCAACUUGAGUUUCAAAAGAAGGUUGCUGAAUGCUACCAUGCCCUCCGUGAUUCUUCUUGGAAGAUCAUCGACGCCUGCCGGCCAAUGGAGGAAAUUGAGAAACAACUGCAGGGCAUAGUGCUGGACAAUAUUGUGGCAUGCAAAGUUGGGAAACCCAUUUCCCAACUCUGGUCAAGUUAGAUUAGGAGGAACGUUGUAGUAACUUCGGAUUUGGGAUGGACAUUCUGCGAGUUUAAUUUGUGAAUUUGUGCUGCUGUGUGGCAGCUUCUUUGUAUCGCCGGAGUUGCUUGCACAAAUUCUAACCAAAAGUUUAUUAAACCAAGAUAACCUUUCACCUUAAUUUCGUUCUUGCUUAGUUAAAAUGGGUAGAAAAUGCCUCAGCAUGCUUGUAGGAUUUCAGAUGGGUGGUCUUCUUUCAGGAAGCUGGUAACUAAGUUAUGCGCAAAACUUGAAUCUUUGGAAGAGAAUUAGCGAUAUAAGCCAUGGGUUACAAAAUCAUGUUUUGUUCUGCAAUCCCAACAUGAUCAACGUCCGUUAACCAACCUAUCAAAAGGAACAAUGAACCUGUAACAUUUGCGUUUUAUUUUUGUUUAAUCACAGCAUGCUAUCAGCUCUGGACGGCAGCCUCCUGAAGAAAUUACUUGGAACAGAAGGCAACUUGCUCCGGAACUUGGGAUGCCUCAGCCAAAGCAACCCUGCAACCAGAGCCACCAUCUUGAAUGGCGUAAUGUAGAGCGCCACAGCCACAACGAAGCAGAACAUCACGAACAAGCUCGUAGCUCGAGGAUCCCUCCAGCUCAGCAGACCCUGAAACCUCUCCCCUUGCGUCGCAAUGUCUCCGACCACGGUCUGAAUCCUCCCUGCAACGCUCCUCAGCCUGUCGUACCUCAUCCUCACCACGUCCUGCGCCUUGGUGGUCGGAAAAGUGUCGAACUCCUCGUCCAGCUCGUCCGCUGCAACUGCCUCUGCCCACGACAGCUUGGUGUCCAUGUGAGGCGGGUUCCUGGGUCGAAACCGAAAGUUCCAAACCCCAAUCAAGAACAUGUACAGGAACACCGUGGGCAGAAUCAGCUCGGGGUAGCACACCAGGAUGAAGAACAGCACGUGAACCAACACCGUGGUCACCGGAUUCUUCCACUGGCAGACCUCGCCGAUCCACUUGCUGAUCGACAUCAUUCCGGAGAAGAGCGACACGACCCUGAAGAAGUUUGCUUUGCUCCUCCUCAUGCUCCACAUGUGUGAAUCCACAUCGAUCAUGUACUCUACCACUUCUUUUCUCAGCGGUGGCUCGGCUCUCCCAAGCCGAGUCGCCACAAUUCGCAUCGCUUGGAACCUCAAGCUGUCCACCUGGUUCACCGUGAAGGGAUGCAGGUAAUGCAUCUUGGGAAGCAGAGGCUGGCCGUAGAGGUAGAUCAUAUGGGCUAAUGACAAGCAGGUGAAUCGAACCGCGAGGUGAAGCUCCCCCAUUUUCUUCAAUCCAGAUGGUUGCAGGACGAGGAGAGGGUACGAAUUCGUGUAGAUUCGAUCCGUUUCGAGAGUCGACAGUCGGAUCCUCACCUUCCCGAUUCUGGCAUCGUUCUUCCCUCCAUCGUUGCUCCCCAGAUGGUUGUUGUCGAACACUCCGAGCGUGAUCACAGUGGAAGGAUCGUAAACCUCCCAGGUAUACUGCUCGUUCCACUUCGGAUUAAAGCUGUCGAGGAUCGUUCGAGUUCUCACCCACUUGAGCCCGUACUUGGCUACACAGUAUGCAUCCGUUGCCCCUCUCCCAUCUUUGGUUUUCAUUUGCUGAACUCCUUGCGCGCUCAGUAUCCCGACUUCGAGUAGCCCAAUCGGCUGCUUCCACAGCUGCUUGGAAGUCGGCCGCUGAUCGCUUAUGUACAUGGUCGAUUCAUCCAUCACAUGGUAACCUCCUUCCAGGCAGACCCUCAAAUGAAUCCUGCUGGAGAACUUCUGCUCGUGCCUCUUGUCCGCCUCCAGAACUCCGAACCCGAACUUCUCCAUGUUGAACCACUUCGAAUGGAUCGUUCGAUGGUCCAUCCGCUUCUCGAACGUGUGCAGCGGCAGCACGAUUCGCCCCACUGUCUCGUCUUUGGAAGGAGCCACUCUGUUUUCUAGUGUCAGCACCAGCUGUUCUUCAAACGGCUCAGCAGCUACGAACAGCAGGUCCUCAUUCCACAACGGAUUCGGAGUCUUUGUUGGGCACAGCUUGGUUUUGAGCACCUGGUUGCCAACCUGAGCUUUCACAAAAACCUGCGGCUGCUGAGUUUUGUCAUGUGGCUCGACAUCCUGUGCUUCGAUGACGUUCACCCUAAGGUACCAUAGCUUGGGGGAGACGUAAACUUUGGAACGGACAUUGUACACGCCCUCGCCAUGGACCGAUGCAGCGUCGGAGUGCCACGAGUCGGGGAAAGCCUCGUCGGCUUGUGUCCCCAUCCAGACAGCCAGCAUCACUUCACCUUUCAGCUUGGUCUCGCCUCGUCGGUCCUCUAGCCUGUACCAUUGAGGAGCUAAGGGACUGUCUGGAGGGACUCGUGUCGGGACCUCGUGCAUGUCGAAUAUCACUUUCCCUAUGUAAUCGUCCCUCCCCACCAUUUCCCUGUCUCGGAGAAACACCUCGAGGAUGGAGGAUUGAAGCUUGUCUUUGGAGAAUGCGAAGACUUGGUUCCAUAGCGGAUUGGGUUUCUUCUCGAAGUGCUGUGUUUUGCCUUUGUAGUUACCUAGCUUGACUUCCACGUAAGGGUCGCAGCUUCCUGAUACUGGGUUUGGUGGGAGGUCUCGAGCCUUCACUACUCGGACGUAGAGGUAGAACAUCUGCUCGACGAGAUCGUACGUGCUGGUGGCUCGCUCGCUGCUGAUCCAUCCUCCCCCGCCUCGUGAGCCUCCGUGGGGCCAUCGUUCUCCGAGCUGUGGCUUGGUGUCCUUGAGCUUGAAGUCUUCCUUUUGAGUGUUGGAACCUGCUGGAUUCAUUUGUGUGUUUUGGGUUGAAUGACAAUUUGAGCUUUUUCAGAGGAGCUGAUUGGUGGGGAAUUGGAAGGUGGACUGAUGAGUUUGAUGAUGAAAGGAGAGGCCUUCCAGUUUCAGAGGAGCUAAAAUGGGGACUCUGAAACCAGGUGCUUCUGCUUAUAGCUUUCAUUAUUAUGAUUCUCUGCUAUCUGUAGUCUGUAAGAAGCAUCUUCCAGUUCCACUACCAGCUGCAUAAUGGCUUU